Messenger RNA from Venustampulla echinocandica, 744 nucleotides. RefSeq lists its product as uncharacterized. The transcript has 3 exons. Bases 1 to 744 code for a protein of 247 amino acids. NCBI's taxonomy places the organism in Eukaryota, Fungi, Ascomycota, Leotiomycetes, Helotiales, Pleuroascaceae. The record is from RefSeq and is a predicted model, not a curated record.
AUGGCGACAGCCACAGCAGAAGCUACGAGUGCUGCUCUAAACCCAACGCCGAGCACAGGAAGCGCAGGAAAACCAACCCUUCACCAUCUCAAUAAUUCCCAAUCUCAGCGCAUCCUCUGGUUGCUCGAGGAGCUAGGAAUCGAAUACAAUGUCGUCAACCACAAGCGCAAACGAGGUCGCGCACCAGCAGAACUCUCAAAGGUCCACCAAUUAGGAAAAUCUCCUACCCUCGUAACUAGCACCGGCCGCGUCGUUGUCGAAUCCACCGCUGUAGCCUCCUACCUCAUCGAAACCUAUGAUACAACCGGCAAAUUCGCAACCCGCGACCCCCUCCGCGACGAGGAACUCACCUCCUUCGCCGGGUCCUCCCUCGGCAACGUCACUGCCAUCGAGCUGCUAGUUGACCUCCUCGCUACCGUACCGCCCUGGCCCAUCUCAUGGUUCCUGGGCACCGUACGUUCUCAAGUCCAGAAGACCUUCACAACGGCCGAGUUCGAGAAGGCGAUGCGGUUUUUGGAGAGCGAGUUAGGGGAUCAAGAGUGGUUUAAUGGGGAGAACCUAGGCCGGAGUGAUAUUAUCAUAAGUUGGCCGCUGGAUUGUAUUGCGGGGAGGAAGUGGGUUAAUUUUGACAAGGACUAUCCGAAGUUGGCGGCGUGGAGGAAGAGGGUAACGGAGAGGGACGCCUGGAAGAGGGGCUUGGAGAAGGGGAAUGGAUAUGAUUUAUCGGGGGUGGAUCAGGAUUAG